Messenger RNA from Physcomitrium patens, 1318 nucleotides. RefSeq lists its product as uncharacterized. Lineage: Eukaryota; Viridiplantae; Streptophyta; Bryopsida; Funariales; Funariaceae. The record is from RefSeq and is a predicted model, not a curated record.
GGUAGGAGCUUUUCUCAUAUAGCCCGGCAAGUGCGGAUUGUUCUGUUUGCGGUGAGGAUUCGUAACUCAGAAAUUGAAAACUUGGUGCUGGCGGAGUCACUCGGAAUUGGGCUUGGUAGCUGAACAAUGCUCGUAAGGGUUCACAGUACAGUCUCCACUUCAAGUCUUCGUUUCUCGACUUUUACCUAAGAUUGUGGGCGUCCGAGCCAUUUAGCUUGCGAGUAUUUGCUUGCCGUGACGUUGCUUCGUCUGGUGAAGUCUGAAAUCUGCUUUCGUCCGCACAACAGCUGCUAGUGUCCGUGAUUUCACCCAUUGCUUGAGUCCACUGAUUUGCAAUGUUUUGGUAAGAGAUUCUUUCUUGUGUGAGAAAUUUUAGAUACAAUUUGAAACAGCACUAGUUACAAUGCAGCUCCUUUCAUCCUACCUUAGUGCUGCAGCUCCUCUUCGACAUAUCCCGGUGGGUUCAAUCUCUCCCAGCUCCUUGACCCAAUUCCGAACAGCUGGGGGACGAUCAUGUGGUAUUAAGCUUUUCUCCUCAAGAUGGAGACGUGACUUUGCGGGAAGGAAGAGACUCUAUGCGCAGUCUCAGGAAGGUGUAGACCGCGAGACACUCAAUUUAACCGACCUACGCAACUUACAAUCAUCUUCACGUACUCCAGAGCCCGAGCCCCUUCCAUACUAUGCUGGCGUAUCCGAAGAAGAAAUCCGGGAGGCUCUGUUGUUCGAACAAGGAGAUGGUGACAAAGGUCCUCGAUUGGAAGAAGCAGCUCGGGCGGAAGACAGCGACGCGGUUGCAGCAGCACAAGUAUAUGAAAGAACCUUACCCAUCCCCAUCAACAGAGGCAAUGGGGAAACCAUAGUCAGCAUGCUCACCGUCUUCGGGGGGCUGCUUGAUAGACCAUUUGGGAGCGGGGCCAUGGUAGCAGGUGCAGGCAGCGCUGUGAUUGAAAGAGCACAAAUUGAGAUUGAGAAACUCAAGGCGGACGACAAAGUUAAUGAGCAACUUCUUUUUGAAGUUAUUCGUGUCAUUCGGUUGCUGGAUAUGGACAUGAAGCUUAUCAGUGCAGCUCAGAAGGAGUCGACGUUACUGGAACGGCUUGAUUCAGCUAGGAAGCAUUGCCAAGAAGCUAUCCAACUCGCUAACAUAUUAUAGGUAGUUAUAGAUCUUGAUAAUUCUUCAGCUGCAGUACUCAUAAUCACCUACAGCCUCAUCUUUUGUCAUGAUCUACUGUAGUGUUUAUUACACCUCCUACCUUGGACAUGGUGCACAUCAAACCCGUUUCAUAAAUCCAUACAAGUUCUCAUCUUCUUCAUAAAA